Molecule: messenger RNA, 1383 nt
Organism: Komagataella phaffii GS115
Lineage: Eukaryota; Fungi; Ascomycota; Pichiomycetes; Pichiales; Pichiaceae
Exons: 1
Coding region: 1-1383 (460 amino acids)
Biological process (GO): amino acid transmembrane transport
Cellular component (GO): endoplasmic reticulum
Molecular function (GO): amino acid transmembrane transporter activity
Source: RefSeq, a predicted model, not a curated record
AUGUCAACGUCCAAAUAUCAGAACUUACCUCAGGUCAGUUCUGAGUUGGAUCAACCGCAUGGUGAUCCUUCUGAUAGCUUUGAAAUAGAAGAAGCUAUUGACGAUUCUGAAGAAUUGGAAUUGGAAGGAAUCAUGACCCAAAAGGGUAAAUCCAAUAUGGGAAAUGCCUUUAUGAACAUGGCAAACAGCAUACUGGGGGCUGGUAUAAUAGGUCAGCCUUAUGCUUUUAGAAACUGUGGGAUGGUGGGUGCACUCCUGAUUAUGGUUUUGCUGACAAUUCUAGUGGAUUGGACGAUCCGCUUGGUGAUUAUAAACACGAAAUUAUCUGGAACCCAUUCUUACCAAGGCAGCGUCUAUCAUUGUUUUGGGAACAAAGGCAAAUACGUUAUUUUACUGGCUCAAGGCUUAUUUGCUUAUGGUGGGUCUAUGGCGUUUUGCGUGAUUAUUGGUGACACGAUCCCUCAUGUUAUACGGAGUGUUUUCAAAUCAGCCAUUCAAUCGAAUCGAUUCUUGGAUUUUUUGCUUUCUAGAAACUCUAUUAUUAUAUUAACGACAUGUUUCAUAAGCUACCCACUUGCACUUAACAGAGACAUUUCAAAAUUAUCGAAAGCUUCUGGGUUGGCACUAGUAUCCAUGCUCGUUAUUGUCAUCAUUGUCCUUGCAAGGGGUCCAGUUGUCAGUUCUGAACUCAAAGGUUCAAUGUCGUUGAAAAAUUGGUUCUUUGAUAUCGGUAUGUUUCAAGGAAUAAGUGUCAUUUCCUUUGCGCUAGUAUGCCACCAUAAUACCACAUUCAUUUACAGAUCCAUGAAAAAGGCUACAUUGGAUAGGUUUACACAAUUAACUCAUAUAUCUUGCGCUAUUGCCAUGGUAUGCUGUUCCAUUAUGGGUAUUGCUGGAUUUGCUAUAUUCAAAGAUAAAACGAAAGGAAAUAUUCUGAACAAUUUUCCCGCAGACGAUUGGGUCGUCAAUAUAGCUCGAUUCUGUUUUGGGUUCAACAUGCUGACUACAUUUCCCUUGGAGAUUUUUGUAGUUAGAGAUAUUGUCAAAGAUGUCAUGAAUGGCAGUGAUGCUGAGAAGCUUUCCACGAAAUCACACUUUAUUAUUACAACACUGCUCUCCUUUUCUGCCAUGUUUGUAUCACUUUUGACUUGUAAUUUAGGUGCAAUUUUAGAACUCACAGGCGCAACUUCUGCGUCAAUUAUGGCAUAUAUACUGCCCCCAUUAUGUUAUGCUAAGAUGUCUCCCAAUAGAAAGGGUCUCCUUAAUUGGUAUGCGCCAUAUUUAUGUGUGGCUUUUGGGCUAUCUGUCAUGGUUAUAUCGACUAUCCAAACAUUGGUAACCUCUUUUUAUAACAAGAGCGAUGCUGGGCAUUGCGUAACUUAA